AGGAAAAAUAAAAAUAGUAAAAUGUGCCAUUUAGGCAUAUAGUAUUAGUGCUAGCGUGACAUGGUGUUUUAAUUUAAGUCAUUCCCUUAACAUAAGGAAUGCAAUCAUGUUUUUUUCCGUGUCAUUUUAAAGUCUAUCUUCUUUCCUUUCCUUAGUCUUCAAAAUAGAAAGAAAUAAUUUAUAUAUCAAUGUUUGGAUCUCUUUUCAGACCUUUGAGAUAAGGUUUAACAUUAACUUCAAAGAUGUUGGAAGGUAAAGCUAUGAUAGAAGAUACUGACAUGCCAACUAAGAUGCAGAUUCAAGCUAUGGCUUAUGCUUCUGAAGCUCUUGAUCUAUAUGAUGUUAUUGAUUGCAAAUCCAUUGCUGCUCACAUCAAAAAGGAGUUUGAUGCAAGAUAUGGUGGUGGAUGGCAAUGUGUGGUAGGUUCAAGUUUUGGCUGUUUUUUCACUCAUUCUAAGGGAACAUUCAUAUACUUCACUCUUGAGACUCUCAAUUUCCUUAUUUUCAAAGGAGUUUGAGCUACUUUUUCUUCAUAUCUUCCCUCCAUGAGUAUCCUCAUGUCAUGUCUGGUGGCGAAUGAAAUUCCACCAAGGGGAGUAACAGAGAAAAAUGCAGAUCAUUUUCCUUUAUCCUUUUUUUUUCUUAGUUGUUUUCCCCUUUCAGAUGGAGAUUAUAUUAGUAACAACUCUCCCUAGUCAUUAAGUGAAUAAUUAGACCUUUACCUUUGUAAUGUUUUGAAGGGUGUUUUGCAUUUUCAGUGUUCAUUUUGAUUUUGUAUAUAUGAUGAUGGAUAUUUAGUUUAUUUAGUUCAGUAUUUUCAAUGA
Messenger RNA from Medicago truncatula (barrel medic), 824 nucleotides. RefSeq names its product probable dynein light chain. Lineage: Eukaryota; Viridiplantae; Streptophyta; Magnoliopsida; Fabales; Fabaceae. The transcript has 2 exons. Gene Ontology annotation, molecular function: dynein intermediate chain binding. Bases 243 to 518 code for a protein of 91 amino acids. The record is from RefSeq and is a predicted model, not a curated record. Gene Ontology annotation, cellular component: cytoplasmic dynein complex. Gene Ontology annotation, biological process: microtubule-based process.